Fusarium poae is the source of this 249-nucleotide messenger RNA. RefSeq lists its product as uncharacterized. The transcript has 2 exons. The coding region runs from base 1 to 249 and encodes 82 amino acids. Lineage: Eukaryota; Fungi; Ascomycota; Sordariomycetes; Hypocreales; Nectriaceae. The record is from RefSeq and is a predicted model, not a curated record.
AUGUGCUUUGGUGCAACCUGCCCAAGUUGCUCAAAGAAGUCAUGGCGUGGGUGUGGUAGCCAUGUUCAGCAAGUGUUCAAUCAAGUGCCCGAGUCGCAGUGGUGCACAUGUACUCCGAGAACCAAGAUUGGUGAUAAAGAAUACCCCCCGGCGGCCGCGAUGCAGAUUCCAGGUUUGAGCUGGAUCUCGGGUAUGCUUGGAGGAGGCUCUCGUCAAGACGGCAGCAAGGACAAGAAAGAGGACUUGUAG